Molecule: messenger RNA, 2639 nt
Organism: Annulohypoxylon maeteangense
Lineage: Eukaryota; Fungi; Ascomycota; Sordariomycetes; Xylariales; Hypoxylaceae
Exons: 4
Coding region: 6-2639 (877 amino acids)
Molecular function (GO): protein binding
Source: RefSeq, a predicted model, not a curated record
GCACCAUGAAUUCUCACCAUUUAGACGCUGCUGUGGGAGCAUUCAUGCUCGGAUCUGCCCUGCUGAGCGCCGGCAAAUUACCACAAGCUGAGUGGGCGUUCCUUGAAGGACGCCGUUUCGCCGAGCAUGACCAUCGCUUUCCGGCAAAGAUAGCGGCUAUCCGAUAUGAAAUGGGUAAGUAUCCAAGCGCCGUAUACUUCACUCAACGCGCAUUAUCUCUUCUCGAUCCGCAGUUACACGACUCUACAAGACAGGAGUUAUAUAUCUCCAUGGUUAAGUCGUGCCUACUAUCCGGCAACCUUACGAAGGCUCGCACAACAAUUGCACAUAUCACAUCAGAGCGCGAUCGCCAGUCACUCGAGCAAUGGGUUCUGUACAUGGAGCCUAUGACGACUGUGUAUCCUGAUAAAAAGGCUCUCUGGCGUGAAGUGAUCAACCGUCUACCAAAGUGUAGGCCAAAAAUGCUUGCUAAAUUUGAAUUUAUUGCUACUGGCAGUGAGCCUAUACGAGGUCUAGAUGCUCACUUAUUGAUCGAAUCAGAUAAAGAGGACCAAUCUUACCUCUUUACCAACACUGGCGACGCUAGAGAUGUGUUUGCAACAUUAUUCAAUAUUGCGUCGGCCCCGGAAAAUCGCAUCCUGUCGGUCAAAAAAUUCUACUUCACCAUGGUUGACCCUAACUCUGCAGCAUUUGCUCGUAACCUGUUAAUGUUCCGCAUGUUGGCCGACUGGGUUAGAGAAUCGAGUCAGGAGCAAUGGAUAACCAUUGCAGCCCUUACUUACACCUUCGCAUCUCAGAUCAUGCCAUCCUGGGUUUAUGACAGACUCAAGAAAGCGAUACGGUGUGUCUCUGAUGAGCUACGCACAAAUGUUCCUCUUAUUAUGGGACGUUUUUGCAUCGAUGCAAAAACCCGAGAUUCGAUCUCCAGUCAUUUUCGUAAUUGGCAAGACCCCCUACGACAACCAUUUAACGCGGGUCAGAUCCUCGAUAUAACCCGUCAACAACUCUCAGAGCCCCAAAGGAUCCUAAUGGAGAUGGCAGCCAAGGCCAAUACCAACAAGCCUCGGCAAGUAUGUGAGCCUGAUGGUCCAGACAGUCUCUUUUUCCGGGACCUGAACUUCAUGCUCCCAACACUUCCACUUUUAGACGAGAACGAACCCGAACUGGUCGAUUUAGCUGAGAGAUACGGGUACAUGUCUGAUUGCCCGCCUCUUGCAGGAGAGACUCAAUUUACGCCUCGUAUGAGUUUCACCCCUCAGGAAAUCGCACGCGAUCUUUACUGGGAGGCGGAUAUCGAUUCAGAAGCAAUGGUUGGCCGGAGUGCCUUUCUGUGUAUCGCAUCUUUCUUUGCUACGAUCGCGAGGUCGUCUGAAAAGAUCCAAGAACAGACUAUGUUCAAGGUGAUCGUUGAUGAUGCAAUGAACGUCAUGGAAUUGGCAGAACAUCAUCUUCUCAACUACGAUCACCCUUCGAUCCCAGACCGAUACGAUAUGAUAGAUAUGAGUUACUUACCAGAUUUUGUUGGUGGUCCAUUGGCCACUUUUACUUAUGGCAUUCCAAUUCUUCGCCAUGACAAGAUUUCUGAAAUGAUGUCCGUUGUCUCAUACAACCCAACGUUAUGGGACACACAAGACCAAUUUCUCACUGAAUAUCUUCUUCUGGCGGACCGCUCAACGAUCACCAACACAUUCGCAACAGCUCUUACUAACCGUUCCUCUUAUAUGGAGGCUUUAUUGUCUGAAAAGAAUCCCGGCAGUGAAGGGGUCAUGGCGAUGAUGCAAAUGCCUUUUAGUUGGACACGCACAAGCAUGAAACCCUUAUCAUGGGACCAAAUCAUGCCUCGAUGCGAGUUAACCAAAUGGCUACACAUGCACUUCUUGAAACUUUGCCUCCCACCGCACCGAGUCAAAACUUCUGGCCGUCUUGUUUACAUGCCGUUGAAUAUGACAGCCUUCUUCCGUUUAGUCAUACACUUAUCUCGUGUCGGCUACCCGUCGCAUUGGCUGUCAGCAGUACUCACGGAGAUAUGUUCUGGGCGCAUUUCUACCCAAGCUAGAGCACCAAAAGGGGCGAUAAUGGACAAAUCUGAGGCUAUGCAUAAAUAUCCACAGCAUGAUGUUUUCAUCAAACCCUUUGUGGAGGAGUUCAGAACCCAAUUCAUUAUUUGGCGUCAUCUCCUCCCAUUUGGGGUUCUCCAGAAUGAAAACCCAUUACCGCAUAUUAGCAUGAUUCGAGAGUACAAGCAGCACUUUCCGUACCCUCCCGACACCCUACUCGAACAUGUCUACCAUCCCGUCAUUGCUCUUGUAUUCUGGAAUGUGAGCAUGAAUGGUGAGAUCCCUCAAGCCAACCUACGCCAAAUAUUACUCGACGAUGAAAACACCGAUUCAAAGUACCAAGGUAUUUCCCGCCAGAGUGGGCGAGUGCACGUUAUUUCGACGAUGAAAAUUGUCUCGUCGUCUAUGACUGCUAGCUUCUGGUUUGCUGAAGGGCCUGUUCAAGAUAUUCUUUCUGCAGGUAGCCAUUGGGAAGCCUGGCUAUGGGAUACUAACAACUGGACGGCGAGGUUAGGGCCGUCAAGAGUUAGUCGAACGACUCUUAGGGCUGGCGAUGCAUGGUGUGAAGGUAGCGGACAUUAA